UUCAGCGCCCUCUUCCGGUCGGAUCCCGGAAGCGCAGCGCUUCCUCCUUCUUCCUGCUCUCCAAUGUUCGUCGUCCUUCUCCUCCUCCGGCUCCAUUUCGACGGGAUUUUUCAUCCUCCUAACCGCCCCGGAUCAGGACACGACCGCGUCUAAGGUGGGGAAAAAAAUGUCCGGAGAAAGGCAGAGGUCAGACGACGAGAGUCCCAGCACCAGCAGCGGCAGUUCAGACGCCGAUCAGAGAGAUCCUCCUGUAGCAGAAGCCGAGGAGCAGGAAGAGAGGAAGCAGCCCACACCUCCACAGCAGCAGCAGAAGAAAGCAUCCAAACAGUCCAGCAAAACUCCAGCCAAGCUGUCGUCCAGCGCCAAAAGAAUCCAGAAGGAGUUGGCUGAGAUCACUCUGGAUCCUCCACCCAACUGCAGUGCGGGACCUAAAGGAGAUAACAUCUACGAGUGGAGGUCCACCAUCCUGGGUCCUCCUGGGUCCGUUUAUGAGGGUGGCGUCUUCUUCCUGGACAUCACCUUCUCCUCAGACUACCCCUUCAAGCCUCCAAAGGUGACGUUCCGUACACGGAUCUACCACUGCAACAUUAACAGUCAGGGAGUGAUCUGUCUGGACAUCCUGAAGGACAACUGGAGUCCAGCGCUCACCAUCUCCAAGGUCCUGCUGUCCAUCUGCUCACUGCUGACGGAUUGUAACCCUGCGGAUCCUCUGGUGGGAAGCAUAGCCACUCAGUAUCUGACCAACAGAGCAGAACAUGACAGGAUAGCUCGGCAGUGGACCACAAGAUACGCCACAUAGAUGCUGGCAGCUUUCCUCCUGUCCUCAACCCCCAUAUCCUUCCCUCCCAAAUACCCCCUCUUCCUCAACUCACCUCAGCUCAGCUCACCGACAUCACCCCCUCAGACCCCUCCAAAUCUCCUGCCGGAGUGAUCGGAUCCUGGAGAGGCAACUUAACGACGUGCAGCGAAUCUUUAUAGCCUUUACAAUACGGACUUGUGUGUAUAUAUAUAUAUACACACUCACACACACACAUACACACACAUAUAUAAAUAUAUGUCCCCCUGAAUCUGCCUUGUUUUCUUUCACCCAACUCAGACUGAGGCAACAGACGAGAUCCAGCCAAGCUAAACGCUAACGGUGUAGUUUUUUUUUUCUUCUUCUUCUUCUUCUUCUUCUUCUUUUGUAGCUGUAGAUUUUAGUUCUGUUUAAAUGCCUUCUCGCAAGUCUUGCUUCUUUGGGAUAUUAAAAAAAAAAAAUGUAUUUUGUGAUGUAUUAAGGAAACUGUUCCUAAAAGGUCAACCAAAUAUUAUGGUUCAUUUAGUCUAAACCAUUAUCUGUAUGAUGUUAUAAAAGUGGAAAAGCAUCUAGGUGUAGAAUAUUAAAGACUAUGUGAUUUCUCCGAGUCCCCCCGGAGCCGUUUCCCGUUCUGUGAUGACCCGAUGUUGUGAAUCUGUUCUACCUUUGUCACUUUGUAAUGAAGAGAAGCUCAUUGACCGUUUUGUAGCUCGGCUAAAAUGAGCCACCGAUGUAAUAUCUCCUCAUACAUAAUAAAAAAUAUAUAACCUGUC
Messenger RNA from Hemibagrus wyckioides, 1569 nucleotides. It is a transcript of the gene ube2e3, whose product is annotated as ubiquitin-conjugating enzyme E2E 3 (UBC4/5 homolog, yeast). Gene Ontology annotation, cellular component: nucleus. Gene Ontology annotation, molecular function: ubiquitin conjugating enzyme activity. NCBI's taxonomy places the organism in Eukaryota, Metazoa, Chordata, Actinopteri, Siluriformes, Bagridae. Bases 167 to 799 code for a protein of 210 amino acids. Gene Ontology annotation, biological process: protein polyubiquitination. The transcript has 6 exons. The record is from RefSeq and is a predicted model, not a curated record.